UUUCUCUCUCCCCUUGGGUGGAGAUUCUGGAUUACAACAGCAAAAUGAACGGGACCUUUUUCAACCAGACUAUCAUGGAGCAAGGAGUUUAUUCCAACAGGACCCAGGACCUGGGCACUUUGAUGGGUUGUUGCAACGGCACCAGCUCGGUGGUGGCCAGUGAUGGCGGGUCGUCCAUCCUGCUGCCCGACGAGAGGAGCCUCUACAUUACGCGGGUGGUCCAGAUUGCUGUGCUCUGCAUCCUCUCCUUGACUGUGGUGUUUGGGAUCUUCUUUUUGGGCUGCAACUUGCUCAUCAAGUCGGAGAGCAUGAUUAACUUUUUGGUCAAGGACCGCAGACCGUCGAAGGACGUAGGAUCUGCCAUCAUGGGGCUGUACUGAGAGGAUACAGGGAGUCUGUAGGCAAGCGAACGGUAUGGCAUUCCAGUCGAGAGGUGCAAUCCCAUGCACACAGGGGGGCCGGGUGUGGAAUCCGGAUUUACUGCAACUUGCUGGUGUACAGGGUAAAUCAACCCUUCUGUGCUGAAUGAAAUACGUGCUGGCGAAAGGGACGGAGGCAUCUUUCCGGCUCUGUGUGAAGCACAAAAAUACAAUUAUCAUCCUAGUGUUGCAUGCAGAAAUGUUUUACGUUUAGCAUGAAAAGUUGCAAAAACAAAAGUGAAGGUUUGGAAUCUUUUUGGCUGUUACCUUGGAUACUGUUACCUGUUUCUUAAGGCUUUUUUUUAAAAAA
Chelonoidis abingdonii (Abingdon island giant tortoise) is the source of this 729-nucleotide messenger RNA. RefSeq names its product reprimo like (gene RPRML). The record is from RefSeq and is a predicted model, not a curated record. Lineage: Eukaryota; Metazoa; Chordata; Testudines; Testudinidae.